CUCCGCAUGGACCCCAACUGCUCCUGCUCCCCUGGCGGCUCCUGCAGCUGCGCAGGCUCCUGCACGUGCAAAGCCUGCAGAUGCACCUCCUGCAAGAAGAGCUGCUGCUCCUGCUGCCCCGCGGGCUGUGCCAGGUGUGCCCAGGGCUGCAUCUGCAAAGGGGCCUCGGACAACUGCAGCUGCUGUGCCUGAAGUCUGGGGAGACCCUGCCCCAGAUGUAAAUAGAGCAACUUGGACAAACUUGUAUUUUGCUAUUUUUCACAUGA
Messenger RNA from Sus scrofa (pig), 266 nucleotides. The record is from RefSeq and is a predicted model, not a curated record. Lineage: Eukaryota; Metazoa; Chordata; Mammalia; Artiodactyla; Suidae.